This is a messenger RNA of Dryobates pubescens (Downy woodpecker), 4268 nucleotides long. RefSeq names its product polyhomeotic homolog 1 (gene PHC1). Gene Ontology annotation, molecular function: zinc ion binding; protein binding. Lineage: Eukaryota; Metazoa; Chordata; Aves; Piciformes; Picidae. The transcript is spliced from 15 exons. Bases 237 to 3215 code for a protein of 992 amino acids. Gene Ontology annotation, cellular component: nucleus; PRC1 complex. The record is from RefSeq and is a predicted model, not a curated record.
UCCCCCCGGGCACCGCCCGCCCCGCCCCUCCCGGCCCGGGGCCCGUGUCAGGGGGGCGUGUCAGGCGGCGGCGGCCCCGGGGGCUCCGGUAACGCCGCAGCGCGGGGCGGGCCGGGCGAGCGGGCUGGAUCGUGGCGGCGGCGUCGCCGCUGCUGCUGCGGGAGCCGUGCGGAGCGGGGCAGUGCCGUGGCGGCUGCAGAUCUGGAGCCUGCCUGAGUUCCUGGGAUCCUGUCACCAUGGAGACUGAAAGUGAGCAGAAUUCCAGCUCCAGCAGUGGGGGCUCCGGUUCUGGGGGAAGCACCCGGCCUCAGAUAUCACAGAUGUCUCUCUAUGAGCGACAGGCUGUACAGGCCCUGCAGGCACUCCAGAGGCAGCCCAAUGCAGCCCAGUACUUCCACCAGUUUAUGCUCCAGCAGCAGCUUAACAGUGCUCAGCUUCACAGCCUGGCUGCUGUCCAGCAGGCUACAAUUGCAGCCAGUAGACAGGCCAGCUCCCCCAACACCAGCACCCCACAACAGACCACCACCACUCAGGCCUCUAUCAACCUAGCCACCACGUCAGCUGCUCAGCUGCUCAGUCGGUCGCAGAGUGUGAGCUCCCCCAGCGCCACCACGCUGACGCAGUCCGUGCUCCUGGGGAACGCCACCUCGCCGCCUCUCAACCAGUCCCAGGCCCAGAUGUACCUCCGGCCACAGCUGGGGAACCUGUUGCAGGUAAACCGGACCUUGGGCCGCAAUGUGCCUCUUGCCUCUCAACUCAUCCUGAUGCCCAACGGGGCUGUGGCCGCUGUCCAGCAGGAGGUACCACCCACUCAGUCUCCUGGGGUCCAUGCAGACACAGACCAGGUGCAGAACUUGGCGGUGAGGAGCCAACAGACCUCAGCCACUAAUGCCCAGCUCCAAGGCUCCGCUCAGAAGGCAGCUCUGCCAGGAAGCUCCCAGGCUUCAGGCUUGCCACAGUCCACCAGCACAGGCCAGACCUUGGCAGUGGCUCAGGCCUCUUCUGUCAGCACAGGCCAGUCCCUCAAUUUGAGUCAGGGAGCAGCAGGCAGCAAUGGUGUUUCUGGGGGUGUGGUGGCAAGUGGUGGGAGCCAGACUUCAACGGGAUUGAGCCAGACCUCUUCAUCAGGUGCUCCUGGCAGCUGCCAAAGGAAAGGCACGGGGGUGGUUCAGCCCUUACCCAUAGCAGCUGCCCAGGCUGUGACUGUUAGCCAGGGAAGCCAGACAGAGACAGAGAAUGCAGCCACAAAGAAGGCUGAAACGGACAGUGGUGGACAGCAGACAGUAGGCAUGAACCUGACCAGGACCGCAACGCCAGCACCCAGCCAGACGCUGAUCAGCUCAGCUACGUAUACACAGAUCCAGCCCCACUCUCUGAUCCAGCAGCAGCAGCAGAUCCACUUGCAGAAGCAGGUGGUGAUCCAGCAGCAGAUCGCCAUUCAUCACCAGCAGCAGUUUCAGCACCGCCAGUCCCAGCUCCUCCACACAGCCACCCAUCUUCAGUUGGCCCAGCAGCAACAGCAGCAAGCACCAUCUCUGACCCAACAUCAGCAGCAAGCUCAAGCUCCACAGCAGCAAGCUCCACCUCAAAACCAACAGCAGGCUCAGACCCUUGUGGUGCAACCUAUGCUGCAGUCCCAGCCUGUGCAGCUCCAGCAGGACAGUCCUUGCCAGCCAGCCACCAAGUCACCAGUUCCAAUUCAGUCAAAAUCUCUGGUCACCCCUAUCAAACCACCUCAGCUUGGGCCUGCCAAAAUGUCAGCAGCACAGCAGCCUCCACCACACAUCCCCGUGCAGGUGGUGGGCACUCGGCAGCAGGGCUCAGGCCAAGCCCAGGCGCUGGGUUUGGCGCAGAUUGCUGCAGCCGCGCCGACGUCCCGGGGAAUGCCAGCUGUGGUCCAGCCUGUUUCCCAAGCUCAUGCUGCUUCCCCCUCGUCAUCUUCAGCCCCAGCUUCCUCACAGGAAGCUCCUUCUCUCACUACAGGGGUGAAUUUGGCACAAGUUCAAGGCACAGCCCACAUGGUCAAGAGUCCAGCCUCCUCUCCAGUUGUGGCUCAGAUGCCAGCAGCAUUCUACAUGCAGUCUGUCCAGUUACCAGGCAAGUCUCAGACCUUAGGGGUAAAGCGCAAGGCAGAGUCAGAGGAGGAGAAGGAGGAGUCUCCCAGUGUCACUGCAGUCCUGCCUGCUAGGUCUUCUCCUAUAACAGACAGCCCCAAAAACAUGGAGGAGAAGAGUGGCCUUGGAGAUAAAGCUGAUCCUGCUGCUAUUGCAACCCCAAAUACCACCUCAAGUGAAGGAGCAUCAGUCGCCCCCAGCUCUGCUCCCACUCCCAACCUGGCAAUGGUGUCACGUCAGCUGGGAGACUCCAAACCCCCGCAAGCCAUUGUGAAGCCCCAGAUCCUCACACACAUCAUCGAAGGCUUUGUCAUCCAGGAAGGAGCGGAGCCUUUUCCAGUGGGUUGCUCCCAGUUGCUGAAAGAAUCUGAGAAACCACUGCAGGGAGAAGCACUUUCAGGCCAGAGUGAAAACCUCUCCAGCAAUUCCCCAGGAGGGGACAGUGCUUCUGUGGAGCUUGAUAAGAAGGCAAACUUGUUGAAGUGUGAAUACUGUGGGAAGUAUGCUCCAGCAACCCAGUUCCGUGGCUCCAAGAGGUUUUGUUCCAUGACCUGUUCUAAAAGGUACAACGUGAGCUGUAGCCAUCAGUUUCGGCUGCAGAGGAAGAAGCUGAAGGACUUCCAGGAAGCCAACUACGCUCGAGUGCGCCGGCGGGGCUCGCGGCGCAGCAGCUCCGACAUGGCGCGCACCAAGAUGCAGGGCAAGCGCCACAGGGGCCAGGAAGACUCAAGUCGAGGCUCUGAUAACUCCAGCUAUGAUGAAGCUCUGUCCCCUACAUCUCCAGGACCCUUGUCAGUAAGGGCUGGGCAUGGAGAGAGGGACCUGGCAAACUCUAGUAUGGCUCCACCUACCCCAGAUCUCCAUGGCAUCAACCCAGUCUUCCUGUCCAGCAACCCUAGUCGUUGGAGUGUGGAGGAAGUGUAUGAGUUUAUUGCGUCGCUGCAAGGGUGCCAAGAGAUUGCUGAGGAGUUUCGCUCACAGGAGAUUGAUGGCCAGGCCCUGUUGCUUCUGAAGGAGGAACACCUCAUGAGUGCCAUGAACAUCAAGCUGGGACCAGCUCUUAAGAUCUGUGCCAAGAUCAAUGUCCUCAAAGAGACUUAAAAGCUCCAAAGCCAGACGUCUCACUUUUGCUUUGACCCCAGGGCAGAGCAUCCUUCUGGGGCAGGGAAGAAUGGGACAGUCCCCUGUGGCCUUGCAUACAAGAAUGAGAAGGUUCUCUGGUUUGAACUGCCAUGCACAAGCCCAAGUCUUGGUCUCGUAAUGGUGCUACAAGGGGGAGGAAAACUCCCACCUGGGGCUUUGAAAUAUCUUUCCUUCUUAAUUUUGAGUAUGUCUCUCCAUGUAACACAUUGUUCUGGGGACUUCUUUCUGACUUAGCAGACUCCUGAGAGGGAACUGCCUUUGCCCCUUUUUUUUGCUACAGCAAGUCUGCUAGAUCUUUGUUUUGAAUGUCACUGUGCCAGAACCUGAGGCACAGGAAGAGCCAGUCCCACAGGGGCACUGGGAGCAGCUGUGUGCUUGGAGCAUUUAAGAGGGGGAACUAGUAAAUUCCAAGUGACAGAGGUGGAGGAACGAGUUGAGCAAAAGCUGUUCUGCUCUUCAAUAGGCUGCUCGUUAAGUGGGUGUAAUAGCCAUUCCAGCAUGCAUACCAAACUUGAAGGCCCAUGGCAAUGGGAGCUGCCUUAGCUUGACUGUCUCCUGUGGAGAGGCAGAGUGAAGACAGUGUGUUGUGGCAGCUAUUCACUCAGAUGCUCCUCUCUGAAUCAGCCAGAAGAGAAUUUAUCCUGAGUACUUAUGACAGUGAUGGGAAAAUCAAAGGGGAGGGGGAUUGUCUUACAUGAGGGAACCCUGCAGCACUUGGAUUGUCUCCCUGUUGUGCUUGGGCAUAAUUUACAGAUCCAAAGCAGUUUCCAUGAGCACCAAGGCUCUUCAGAACAUCGUCUGGGGUUUUGGUUUUGGGUUGUCUGGGGUGGGGUUUGAUGUUCUUUUUAUCAGUUUGUAUUUUUGUGUCUGUCUUCAUUAUUCUCAGGAGAGCUAAUGGGACAAAAGUGAAGCUGGCAGGGUUGGAUUGCCUGCUUCAGGCUCCCUUUUUUAUCACUUUGUUUUGUGUUGUAUAAAACAAGUACUCCUCUUCCUCAGACAAAGCUGCAAAAC